AUGGAGAGAUUAGAGAGAAGGAGCAAGAAGGAUCAAGAGAAGAAAGAAAAGAGAAGAAACUUUGUCGAAUUAAUAACGGGCAACAAUAACAACAACAACGGCUUUAAGAAAGAGAUUGUUAUUACAAACGACAACAAUAACAACAACGAAUUUUCAAUAGGGUCACCAGUACCUUCACCAAGAUGUGUAUUUGAAGUACCGAUCUCGGAUUCAGACAGCACGGGAAGUGAAAACUACAGCAGUUCACAACGGGCGCAACAGGGAGGAAAGUUAUCACCAAGUGGAGGAGCAGAUGGACAUCAAUGGAGGAAUAUGAUUGAUGCAUUGAGGUUUAAGUCUGUGAGGAGAUUUUCUACCAUUCCUUUGCUUGCUGCUAGCUAUGAAAUUUCUAGGAGAAAUUUGAGGAAUAAAUUGGCUCGUGCAAGAACAGGUAACGAGGAUGAGAAUGAUUUUGAUGGUUCUCUCGAUCUCGAAGGAAUUACUAAGCCUUCUUGGAGAAAUUUUAGUUAUGAAGAUCUUGUUGCUGCAACCGAUAAUUUCAAUUCUGAGAACAUGAUUGGAAAAGGUGGCCAUGCAGAAGUGUACAAAGCAAGGUUACCAGAUGGACAAGUUGUAGCAGUGAAGAGACUAAUGAGGAAUGAAAAAGAAGCUGGAGAUAAAGCUGGUGAUUUCUUAUCAGAGCUUGGGAUUAUUGCUCACAUUAACCAUCCAAAUGCAACAAAACUCAUUGGUUUUGGAAUCGACCGCGGACUCUACUUUGUUCUACAGUUUGCUUCACAUGGAAGCCUUUCUUCUAUGCUCUUUGGUUCUGAAUGUUUGGAAUGGAAGAGAAGGUUCAAGGUAGCACUUGGUGUGGCCAAAGGUUUGCAGUAUCUUCAUGAAGAUUGUCCGAGAAGAAUCAUUCACAGAGAUAUCAAAGCCUCAAACAUAUUACUCAACCAUAAUGAUGAAGCUGAGAUUUCAGAUUUUGGAUUGGCGAAAUGGCUUCCAGAUAAAUGGGCACACCAUGUUGUUUUUCCAAUAGAAGGCACAUUCGGAUAUUUAGCUCCAGAAUAUUUCAUGCAUGGACUUGUGGAUGAGAAGACUGAUGUUUUUGCAUUUGGGGUAUUGUUACUUGAGCUCCUGACGGGUCGCCGUGCCGUUGAUUCCAAUAGCAGGCAAAGUCUUGUAAUCUGGGCUAAACCACUAUUGGAUGCAAAGCAAGUGAAAGAAAUAGCAGAUCCAAGGUUAGAAGAGCAAUAUGAUCUAGUGGAAAUGAAGAUUGCCAUGGCAACAGCUUCCAUGUGUAUCCACCACAUGUCCUCUAAAAGGCCAUACAUGAAUCAGGUUGUGCUACUAUUGAAGGGAGAAGAGGUGGCUAUGGACUUCACUCAAAAAUCAAUAGCACAAAGGUCACUCUUGUUAGAUGCAUGUGAUUUAGAAGACUAUACUUGUUCAAAUUACUUGAAUGAUAUCAAUCGGCACAAGCAAUUAAUCAUGGAGUAA
Lathyrus sativus (Indian pea) is the source of this 1485-nucleotide messenger RNA. The record is from the annotation of a GenBank genome assembly. NCBI's taxonomy places the organism in Eukaryota, Viridiplantae, Streptophyta, Magnoliopsida, Fabales, Fabaceae.